This is a messenger RNA of Micropterus salmoides (largemouth bass), 2898 nucleotides long. RefSeq lists its product as uncharacterized. Lineage: Eukaryota; Metazoa; Chordata; Actinopteri; Centrarchiformes; Centrarchidae. The transcript is spliced from 23 exons. Gene Ontology annotation, molecular function: protein binding. The coding region runs from base 146 to 2491 and encodes 781 amino acids. The record is from RefSeq and is a predicted model, not a curated record.
AUCAACAUGUCAGACAUCAUGUAGGCCUACAUUUUUAAGCAGUUCUGGUAUUUGGGAUAAGAGAGGAUUACAGGAAAACAUCAGAAUGCUUUUGGCUGAAGCGAAAGUGAAACAGCCCGAUGAACACAUUUAAGGCGAGACUGCAAUGAAAUGCAUGUCACACAGAGGAGCAUCGACGUUAGAGAGCGCAAGGUUUGGUACAAUAUCUAACAUGAGCCUCCAGGUUUGCAACUGCUGCGGAUGGUCCAAAGUUACGACCUACCAGGGCCUGAGGACUCACCAGGGGAAGAUGGGGUGCACACAAAAGGGGAUGAGGAUCCCUGAAAGUGAACAGUUCAGAAGGAGUUACCUACCGAAAUAUACAUACCUGGGACCUUCAAUCAAAGUAGAAGAGCCUUUUACCAAUAUUUUCACCCCUUCUAUCAAGUCUGUGGUUGAACAGAACGUCUGGAGAAAUCUAUGGGACGAACCUCAGGACAGCGGACCAAUUAACAGCUCUCAAGUCAGGAAGGAGAAUGUGCCUGUGUCUCCAAACCUCACCACCCAAAUGAUUACAACAGAUGCCGCACUAAUGCAGAUGUUCACAUCAUUGUUUGAAACCCAACAGCACUUGUCCACAGACUCAAACCAAACUCAUCGAGCACUUGAUUUCUCCAGUAGUGAACAGCCAUUUGUGAUGCCGGUGUCACAGACCCUCAGCACCCAAGCGAAUCCUGACGCCUCAGAGGUCAUGAUGAAGCAGACAAGCAAAUCAUUUUUUGAAACUCCACAGCGCUCUCAUCAAACAGCCACCAACUUUGACAAAGUUGAUCAAGCGCAUGAUUUCUCCACGGGUGCACAGCAGCCUUUCAAGAUGCCAGUGUCACAGACCCCCAGCAACCAAAAUAAUCCUGCAGUGAAGGAGACAAACAAAUCAUUAUUUGAAACUCCACAGCACUCUCAUCAAAGUACCACCAAAGCUUGUCGAGGGCUUGAUUUCUCUGCUGCUGCACAGCAGGUGGAGCCACUGGUCUGGGAUCUUCCAACAACCACAGCUCAGGAAACAACAGUCCCAAAAAAGGAGGAAGAGAGGGAGGCUCAAAAGCUAUUAAAGAAUGUGGCUUUGCCUCCAUACUCCACCACCCAAAUGAUGCCCGCAGCCACAGAAGCAGCUAUAGAGACGACCACAUCAUUGUCUGAAACUCAACAGCCCUCUCAUCAAACCGCCACCAAAACACGUCGAGCACUUGAUUUCUCAGCUGGUGCACAGCAGGUGGGACAACUGAUCUGGGAUGUUCCAACAACCACGGCUCAGGAAACAGCUGUCAGACCAACAGAGAAAGAGAUUAAGAAAGAGAGGGAGGCUCAAAAACUUCUACAGGCAAGGCAAGACAGGAUAAGUGCUGAUUUACAACAGAAAAUCCAGAUGAGACAACAAAAGAUUGCUGAAGUCAGAUCCUCUGUAAAGGCCAGCAAGGGCAGCUUGGAUACUGAAUGGCUGGAGAUCAACAAUGUGUUCUCAGAGGUGUCGAGAGUGGUGGAGGACGCUCGGCAGAAAGCCCUUCAACCUCUCGAGGAGAGGAGACAGAUCCUAAAGAGAGAAGCACGAGAUCUGGUCCAGAAACUGCAAAAGGAAAUUGACAAACUCAAAAAGACCAUUGAUGUGUUGGACAAAAAUCCAGAUUUGCAGGUUUCUCUUCUAACAGGCCUGGAUGAAUCUCGGGAUUGGAAUAAUGUAGCUGUUGACACUUCAUUCUCCUUUGGUACACUAAGAACUACAACAUCAAACAUGAUGGAGCAAAUUCACCAGAAAUUAGAAAAUCUCUCUUCCGUUGAACUCAAGAGGAUCCCCACAUUUGCAGUGGAUGUAAAGCUGGACCCAACCACUGCACAUCGAUGCCUUGUUCUUUCUGCCGAUGGGAAGAAAGUGAGGGAUGGAGCAAAGAACCAGAAAGUUCCUGAUGCUCCAGAGAGGUUUGACAUGUUUGGCAGCGUCCUUGGGCUCAACAGGUUGUCCUCUGGAAAGUCAUACUGGGAGGUGGAUGUCAGUAAAAAGACAGGAUGGGAUCUGGGUGUGGCAAGACGUGAUGCAAACCGCAAAGGGAAACUCUCGCUGACCCCAGAUAAUGGUUACUGGGUUACUGUACAUUAUGAAGAUGAAAAGUACGCAGCCCUGACAGCACCACCGAGACAGACCCUAAAGAGAGAAGCACGAGAUCUGGUCCAGAAACUACAAAAGGAAAUUGACGAACUCAAAAAGACCAUUGAUGUGUUGGACAAAAAUCCAGAUUUGCAGGUUUCUCUUCUAACAGGCCUGGAUGAAUCUCGGGAUUGGAAUAAUGUAGCUGUUGACACUUCAUUCACCUUUGGUACACUAAGAACUACAACAUCAAACAUGAUGGAGCAAAUUCACCAGAAAUUAGAAAAUCUCUCUUCCGUUGAACUCAAGAGGAUCCCCACAUUUGCAGAGUCUACAGAUUUCCAGUUUUCUAAAACAAAAUGUGGCAAAUGAAAAGAGCAGCAACAUCUCUCUGUGAUGCAUGCAGAAGCCACAAUAAACCUUGCUAGGUUCCUUAAUUUAUCAGUAACACUCUACUACUAUGUUUUCAUGCUUUUAUCUUGUAGUGUUUUUUGUAUUAUUGUCUUUACACUUGUUAAAGUACUUUGUAACUUGUUUUUUUAAAAAGUGCUCUACAAAUAAGGAUUAUUAUUAUUAUUAUUACUUCCCAUAAAAAGUUAUCAGUAAACAAAAAGAAGAAGAAACUCAUGAAGCAACAUGAGUGCACUUUGCAUGUUUUUGAAAGGUUGCAACACAUGGCAUUCUGUUGAAUUCCAAGUGUUGUAAUGAUAAUUGCAAACAUUACUACACCACUGGUCAGUUGUUUGGCCUGAAUUAAUUCAUGCUUUUUCAUGCAUGAA